AUGCGCGAACCAACCAGCUCAAGUGAGGCAUGGGAGUUAAUGGAGCCCGAGCGGCCCGCAUCCGGAACCGAAGCCUUGUCCGUCAAUAUCAGCAGCAAUAGCAAUAGCGACAUCAACAGGACUGCUGGCGGAGAGCAUGAACAUGAACAUGAGCCACCAGAUGAUGCGGUAUCGAUAGAAGACGUUCCGCCCAACGGCGGGUAUGGCUGGGUUUGUACGGCGAGUGUGUUUCUGAUCAAUGCGCAUACGUGGGGAUUGAAUAGUGCAUGGGGCAUCUUCCUGGCCCACUAUCUCUCAAACUCGACGUUUCCCAACGCCUCAAAUCUCGAAUACUCGUUGAUCGGGGGCCUGUCGAUUUCACAAGCACUGCUGAGCGCGCCGCUGGUGGCAUUGUCGGCGAAACACCUCGGGACACGAAACACACUUCUGAUCGGGACAGGACUGUUAUUUGUAUCGCUGUUCACGGCAUCGUACGCCACGCAGAUCUGGCAUUUGUUCCUCAGCCAGGGAGUAUGUUUCGGCGUGGCCAUGGGGUUCGUGUACUUGCCGGCAACGGCGAUGUUGCCGCAGUGGUUUUCGAGCCGACGCAGCCUGGCGAUGGGAAUAGCGUCCGCCGGAUCCGGACUCGGCGGGCUGGCGUACAAUCUUGCCGCUGGCCGCUUGGUCGAGCAGGUCGGUGUGGAAUGGACGUACCGCGUCCUGGCGUUUUGUGGCCUUGCCGUCAAUUUUGUAUGUUCAUUGCUGCUCCGCGAUCGCAAUAAGGCGGUCAAGCCGCUCCAGAAUGCAUUCGACUAUCGCGAGUAUCUGCGCGUUGAAGUCGCGUUGAUCAUUGUUUGGGGUUUGGCGACGGAACUCGGGUUUAUUGUCUUGCUUUAUUCGUUGCCAAAUUAUGCCACGUCCAUUGGGCUGACGGCCCGUCAGGGUUCUGUUGUGGGAGCAUUUUUGAAUCUGGGAUUGGGCGUAGGACGACCUGUGGUGGGGUAUUAUUCUGACGCUUUUGGAAGGUUGAAUAUGGCUGUUCUGACUACUGGUCUGUCGGGAGUCUUUUGUCUUGCCCUUUGGGUGCCGGCCAAGUCGUAUGGAUUGUUGUUGGCAUUUGCUCUACUGACCGGGUCGGUGUUUGGCGUCUUUUGGGCCUGUGUCACUCCCGUCACUGCAGAGCUCGUCGGUCUCAGGAGGUUGCCGUCUUCCUUUGGCGUCAUUUGCUUUGCUUUGGUUGUUCCAACCACCUUUGCAGAGACUAUCGCUCUCGAAAUGGUCGAUGCCUCGGGAUACUUGAGUGCCCAGCUGUUUGUGGGGUUCAUGUUCCUCCUCGGCGCAAUGAGUACCUGGCUCCUCAGGUCGUGGAAAAUCAAUGAGGUCGAGCGCAAGGCUGCUGCUGCCGCUGAUGAAUGUCACCGUCACCGUCGUGAUGGAGCUUCUCAGUGGUCACAACAUGCCUUCUGGCUUUCACCCAGGAAACUGUUGUGGUGGGGCCGUGUCUGA
Messenger RNA from Exophiala dermatitidis NIH/UT8656, 1485 nucleotides. Its product is annotated as MFS transporter, MCP family, solute carrier family 16 (monocarboxylic acid transporters), member 10. The transcript has 2 exons. Lineage: Eukaryota; Fungi; Ascomycota; Eurotiomycetes; Chaetothyriales; Herpotrichiellaceae. Gene Ontology annotation, molecular function: transmembrane transporter activity. Gene Ontology annotation, biological process: transmembrane transport. Bases 1 to 1485 code for a protein of 494 amino acids. The record is from RefSeq and is a predicted model, not a curated record.